AUGGAUGGUAAUGGUAAGUUGAAAGAGGAGGAGGAGGAGGAGGAGAAGGAGAAAGAGAAAGAGAAAGAGAGGGAAGCAAGGCGUCUGGGGCAGACGGACCUUGAAGCGCCGAUGCUGCAGAUGUGCUCUGCCUUAUUCUCUUCUAGGCAGGUUUGUUCUGAAAUCAGCUUUCGAGUCGGGAUCUUUUCUCAGGUUCACUUCCUCCGCUCGGGCCUCGCCCGCAAUUUGGCUUUUUGCCUGCGCUGGGCGGCGAGUCAUUCGUCAUCCUCGCCCAAGGAGACGCGCGACGUUGGCAACGCCCACGACGCCUGCGACUCGGCGACGGCGCAGCACGAAGCGAACAACACCCGUUCCUGCCAUAUGUUUCACGGACCAUGGGGUCACCAGCUCAUGUCGACGAGAGAUGAUGAUUUCUUUCCCCCCUCGGACAGCGGCCCAGAGGCUGUGCGCGCAGGGCGCGACGGCAUGGACAAGGAGCGAUAUGGCAUCUCUACCGUUCAUGUCCGCAAAUGGCUUUCGCCGGAUGCACCACCACCGCCUUGUGGAGUCGUCUGA
Molecule: messenger RNA, 555 nt
Organism: Fibroporia radiculosa
Lineage: Eukaryota; Fungi; Basidiomycota; Agaricomycetes; Polyporales; Fibroporiaceae
Exons: 1
Coding region: 1-555 (184 amino acids)
Source: RefSeq, a predicted model, not a curated record